AUGAGCCUCCCGGAAGCCGGAGCCCCCCCACCACUAUCCGACUACCAUGGCCGUACUGGUCCCCCGUACUAUGGCGGCGUGGGGCCGUCUUCCGAGCACAGUCCGUACCAUCAAUGGACGCACGUCGUCCAUCAGCACCAUCGACACGGCACAGCUGUGGGGCCUGGGCAACAGUCCAACUAUCCCCCUUACUACGACCCUGGAGGGCAUGUGCAGGAGCCCAGGCGGUUCGCGGAGGCAGGUUGGCCUUCAAAACAGGUCUCAAGGAAGCUAACGAACCAGGAAGACGUAACAAUCGCAAGAAGAGGCCUCCUCUUCCUGCGGUGCGAAUUUCCUGCUGAUUUCGCGAACCCCCACCGCCCCCAAUACUGUCUCCUUCGCGUUUGUUUGAUGGCACCGCUCGUGGCUCCAGUCGCAGUCGAAAGCGCGUAUCGCAAGUACGACCGAGCGCUGCUGCCACAGCUCAACGGCAUGCGGUAG
Molecule: messenger RNA, 480 nt
Organism: Acanthoscelides obtectus
Lineage: Eukaryota; Metazoa; Arthropoda; Insecta; Coleoptera; Chrysomelidae
Source: the annotation of a GenBank genome assembly